Aplysia californica (California sea hare) is the source of this 1158-nucleotide messenger RNA. RefSeq names its product CBL-interacting serine/threonine-protein kinase 24-like. NCBI's taxonomy places the organism in Eukaryota, Metazoa, Mollusca, Gastropoda, Aplysiida, Aplysiidae. The transcript has 2 exons. Gene Ontology annotation, biological process: intracellular signal transduction; protein phosphorylation. Gene Ontology annotation, cellular component: cytoplasm. Gene Ontology annotation, molecular function: ATP binding; protein serine/threonine kinase activity. Bases 1 to 819 code for a protein of 272 amino acids. The record is from RefSeq and is a predicted model, not a curated record.
AUGAGUUCUGUGGAGCAGAUUCGUGUCAUCCAGCUGCCUAAAGAGGUAGAUGUCUUCCACUACAACCGCAUGCAGUACUCGUCCGUCUUGCACCAAGGACAACGUAGCAAGAUUAUCUUGGCGAGGAGCGAAAUCAUCCCUGACAAGAAAUUCGCUGUCAAGCAGAUGCCUCUUCUCUCUGAUGAGGAUAGAGAUCGCUUCAGCCGUGAGAUGUGGUUGAUGAAACUGGCUUCUGACAUACGUGGAGUUGUGACUUUGUUGCCUCGUCCCGUCUUCUGUGGUCCCACCGGCUAUCUCAUCAUGCCGUUCUACGAUAAGAGAGACCUGCUCUCGCGGACAGGGAAACUCAGCGACGACAACUGGAUGAAAGUGUUUGUCAGGGCGGCGGUGUCUCUCCGAAGCCUUCACAAGAAAAAUAUUUAUCAUCAGAACUUGAGGCCAGAGAACAUCCUCCUCAGUACCCGUCACGUCGCCUUCAUCUCUGACUUUGGCGCUGCGUGUCUACUCUCUGAGGGAUGUGACAAGGUGGACACGUGGACAGCUGCACCUGGUUUCCGGGGACCCGAGGCGGACAAGGAGGAUGGUCAGCUCUGUCCAUUCCAACUGGACACCUACAGCCUGGCUGUCAGCAUGUGGCAGGUACUGUCUGGUCUGUGUCCAGUCAAGAACAAGCCUUUGGAUCACCUAGACAACAUUCCCCCACAGUACGCUGCCUUGUUGAGGAACCUUCUUCUUCCGGACCCCGACAUGAGAUGGACCCUGGACAAGUUCCUCACUGAGGCCCUGGAGCUGCACCCGGACCUGUCCUGUUUUCUCUAAGACGUUUGGUUCCCGGCUGUGGCGUUCUAAAGAUAGUUAGAAGGCAGUCUUAAUCUUCGCACGUCUUGACUUCUCACUGUUAAGUUCUAGUUUGAAGCUUUAUACAACGCCUUUGAUAAACUGAAGACAAUGUCGUAAUACUGUUCUGAAUUAUAGCAGGCCCAAGAGAGAGAGAGAGAGAGAGAGAGAGAGAGAGAGAGAGAGAGAGAGAGAGAGAGAGAGAACACAAAUAUAAUAAAAAGUUGUAGUUAGUUAGUCUUUCUUUAUUUAGGACUGUGUUUGUGAUCUUGAUGUGAUGUGUAUGUGCCCAAUAAAUUUUAAAAAAUCUAAAAAACUUCA